CAAACUCCAGGCCACGUUCAAUCCAUUUAAACAAACAAAAAAAAUACCAACAACAAUUUCUUUUUCCCCCCUUCUCUGAUGAGAAUUUCAAUAAAUUCUCUGUACCCAUAAAGUUCUGGCAACAUAAGAUUAGAAAAAUUCAUGGGUUCGUCUGGGCAAGUCAAAAAACCUGAAGAAGAAUGGAGGGCUGUCCUCUCCCCUGAGCAAUUCAGGAUCCUCAGAGAGAAAGGAACUGAGCCCCGAGGCACCGGUGAGUAUGACAAAUUCUACAAGGAUGGAACGUACGCUUGUGCUGGUUGUGGGACUCCCCUUUACAAAUCUACCACCAAGUUCAACUCUGGAUGUGGUUGGCCUGCUUUCUUUGAGGGUUUUCCCGGAGCCAUAAAUCGAUCACCGGAUCCUGAUGGAAGGAGAACAGAGAUAACUUGUGCGGCUUGCGAUGGGCACCUUGGCCAUGUGUUCAGAGGCGAGGGAUUUAAGACGCCGACUGAUGAACGUCACUGCGUCAAUAGUAUUUCAAUAAAGUUCAAUCCUUCUUCCACUCUCUAAACUAUUAAUGUAGUGGAUGUUCGCAAUGAUAAGUCAUGAACAAAAAACACUAACUCUGCAUUAUGAGGAAUAAAACCCUUCGUUUCUGUUA
Molecule: messenger RNA, 640 nt
Organism: Asparagus officinalis (garden asparagus)
Lineage: Eukaryota; Viridiplantae; Streptophyta; Magnoliopsida; Asparagales; Asparagaceae
Product: peptide methionine sulfoxide reductase B5-like
Exons: 3
Coding region: 142-549 (135 amino acids)
Biological process (GO): response to oxidative stress; protein repair
Molecular function (GO): peptide-methionine (R)-S-oxide reductase activity
Source: RefSeq, a predicted model, not a curated record